Molecule: messenger RNA, 1641 nt
Organism: Saccharomyces cerevisiae S288C
Lineage: Eukaryota; Fungi; Ascomycota; Saccharomycetes; Saccharomycetales; Saccharomycetaceae
Gene: HXT10
Product: hexose transporter HXT10
Exons: 1
Coding region: 1-1641 (546 amino acids)
Biological process (GO): galactose transmembrane transport; mannose transmembrane transport; transmembrane transport
Cellular component (GO): membrane
Molecular function (GO): transmembrane transporter activity; D-glucose transmembrane transporter activity
Source: RefSeq, marked reviewed
AUGGUUAGUUCAAGUGUUUCCAUUUUGGGGACUAGCGCCAAGGCAUCCACUUCUCUAAGUAGAAAGGAUGAAAUUAAACUAACCCCUGAAACAAGGGAAGCUAGCUUGGACAUUCCAUACAAACCCAUUAUUGCAUACUGGACGGUGAUGGGUCUCUGUCUGAUGAUUGCCUUUGGUGGAUUCAUUUUUGGUUGGGAUACAGGAACCAUUUCAGGGUUUAUUAACCAAACAGAUUUCAAGAGAAGGUUUGGUGAGUUACAAAGGGACGGCAGUUUUCAACUAUCAGAUGUCAGGACAGGGCUAAUUGUCGGUAUCUUCAACAUAGGUUGUGCUUUAGGUGGCCUAACGCUGGGACGCCUGGGCGAUAUUUAUGGGCGUAAAAUCGGCUUAAUGUGUGUUAUACUGGUGUAUGUUGUUGGUAUCGUGAUCCAGAUUGCUUCCUCUGACAAAUGGUAUCAAUAUUUUAUUGGUAGAAUUGUUUCUGGAAUGGGUGUUGGAGGUGUUGCUGUGCUGUCGCCAACUUUGAUCUCAGAAAUUUCCCCAAAGCACCUAAGAGGCACUUGUGUCUCUUUUUACCAGCUAAUGAUUACCCUUGGAAUUUUCUUGGGCUACUGUACCAAUUAUGGUACAAAGAAAUAUUCAAAUUCAAUACAGUGGCGGGUUCCCUUGGGUUUGUGUUUUGCGUGGGCAAUCUUUAUGGUGAUUGGAAUGGUUAUGGUUCCGGAAUCGCCCAGAUAUUUAGUAGAAAAAGGUAAGUAUGAAGAAGCUAGAAGGUCUUUGGCCAAAUCAAACAAGGUCACAGUUACUGAUCCAGGCGUUGUUUUUGAGUUUGAUACUAUAGUUGCAAAUAUGGAAUUAGAAAGGGCUGUUGGAAAUGCCAGUUGGCACGAACUCUUCUCAAAUAAAGGAGCAAUUCUACCAAGGGUAAUAAUGGGAAUCGUUAUCCAGUCACUGCAACAGCUUACUGGCUGUAAUUAUUUUUUCUACUACGGCACGACCAUUUUCAAUGCUGUUGGAAUGCAAGACUCUUUCGAGACUUCCAUUGUCCUUGGGGCUGUUAAUUUUGCUUCUACAUUUGUUGCACUAUACAUUGUGGAUAAAUUUGGGCGUCGAAAAUGUUUAUUGUGGGGGUCUGCCUCGAUGGCAAUUUGUUUCGUCAUAUUCGCCACCGUUGGCGUCACUAGAUUAUGGCCACAAGGGAAAGACCAACCUUCUUCGCAAAGUGCUGGUAAUGUUAUGAUCGUUUUUACUUGUUUCUUCAUUUUCUCUUUUGCCAUUACUUGGGCUCCUAUCGCCUAUGUCAUUGUGGCAGAAACUUAUCCAUUAAGAGUUAAAAAUCGUGCCAUGGCCAUUGCGGUUGGUGCGAACUGGAUGUGGGGUUUCUUGAUUGGAUUUUUCACACCCUUUAUCACUAGAUCCAUAGGAUUUUCUUAUGGCUAUGUUUUCAUGGGUUGCUUAAUCUUUUCGUACUUCUACGUUUUCUUCUUUGUUUGCGAAACAAAGGGAUUAACUCUGGAGGAAGUUAAUGAAAUGUACGAAGAAAGAAUAAAGCCAUGGAAGUCCGGAGGUUGGAUUCCCAGUUCUAGAAGAACACCACAACCAACAAGCAGUACACCAUUAGUUAUUGUUGAUAGUAAAUAA